Molecule: messenger RNA, 3165 nt
Organism: Candidula unifasciata
Lineage: Eukaryota; Metazoa; Mollusca; Gastropoda; Stylommatophora; Geomitridae
Source: the annotation of a GenBank genome assembly
AUGUACCUGUAUAAUCUGACACUUCAGAGGUCACAGGGAAUUGUUACUGCCAUUCAUGGCAACUUCUCAGGCUCCAAGCUGCAAGAAAUUGUUGUGUCCAGGGGCAAAGUACUGGAACUGUUUCGACAUGACCCCAACACUGGGAAAAUCUUCCCUGUGCUCUCAACAGAAGUUUUUGGAAUUAUUAGAUCCAUUAUGCCUUUUAGGCUGACAGGUGGAACUAAAGAUUAUGUUGUGGUUGGGUCUGACUCUGGCAGGAUUGUAAUCUUGGAAUAUAUUGCUUCAAAGAAUACUUUUGAGAGGGUUCACCAAGAGACAUUUGGCAAGAGUGGUUGUCGUAGAAUUGUGCCCGGCCAGUACCUAGCUGUAGAUCCCAAAGGCAGGGCUGUGAUGAUUGGUGCUGUAGAAAAGCAGAAACUGGUAUAUAUCUUGAAUCGUGACGCACAAGCACGACUGACUAUCUCCUCCCCACUGGAAGCUCAUAAAUCAAACACACUUGUUUACCACAUGAUUGGAGUUGAUGUUGGGUUUGAAAAUCCCACCUUUGCCUGCCUGGAAAUAGAUUAUGAGGAAGCAGAUAGUGACCCCUCUGGAGAAGCAGCACUGAAAACACAGCAGCUUCUCACCUACUAUGAACUGGAUCUUGGUCUCAAUCACGUUGUUCGAAAAUACUCAGAACAAUUAGAGGAGCAUGCCAACUUUUUGAUUUCAGUUCCUGGUGGCCAUGAUGGACCCAGUGGUGUGCUCAUCUGUUCAGAAAACUACGUCACAUACAAGAACUUGGGUGACCAGCCAGAUAUCAGGUGUCCCAUUCCUCGAAGAAGGUGUGACCUUGAUGAUCCAGAGAGAGGAAUGAUAUUUGUAUGCAGUGCCACACACAAGACCAAGUCGAUGUUUUUCUUCUUGGCUCAAACAGAACAGGGUGACAUCUUUAAAAUCACACUGGAGACUGAUGAGGAUAUGGUUACAGAAAUUCGCCUAAAAUAUUUUGACACAGUCCCCAUAGCUGCCAGCAUGUGUGUCCUCAAGUCUGGGUUUCUUUUUGUAGCUGCAGAAUUUGGAAAUCACCACCUGUACCAGAUUGCACAUCUAGGUGAUGAUGAUGGGGAAAGAAUGUUCAGCAGUGCAAACCCGCUGGAAGAAGGAGACACAUUCCACUUCUCCCCUAGAGAAUUGAAAAAUCUGGUGAUGGUGGAUGAGAUGGACAGCUUGUCUCCAAUUGUUACCAUGCAGAUUGCUGACUUAGCUAAUGAAGACACACCCCAGCUAUAUACAUUGUGUGGUCGAGGACCAAGGUCCACUUUAAGAGUCUUGCGACAUGGUUUAGAGGUGUCUGAGAUGGCCGUGUCAGAGCUACCCGGUAAUCCAAACGCUGUCUGGACUGUAAAGCGACACACUGAUGAUGAUUAUGAUGCAUACAUCAUAGUGUCUUUCAUGAAUGCCACCCUGGUACUUUCCAUUGGAGAAACUGUAGAGGAAGUGACAGACUCCGGCUUCCUUGGAACAACACCCACCAUAUCAUGCUCUCAACUUGGCGUUGAUGCUUUAGUGCAGAUUUACCCAGAGGGUAUUCGUCAUAUUCGUUCUGAUAAACGUGUCAAUGAAUGGAAAACACCAGGCAAGAAGAACAUAGUCAAAUGUGCCGUCAAUCAGAGGCAGGUUGUCAUAGCCCUGACUGGUGGAGAGCUGGUAUACUUUGAGAUGGAUCCAACCGGCCAGUUGAAUGAAUACACUGAAAGAAAAGAAAUGUCCAACAAUGUAGUCUGUAUGGCUUUGGGGAGAGUGCCAGCUGGUGAACUGCGUUCCCGUUUUCUGGCUGUGGGUCUGGCAGACAACACUGUCAGGAUUAUCUCAUUGGAUCCAAACGACUGUCUGUCACCACUAAGUAUGCAAGCUUUGCCAGCUCCACCAGAAUCUCUCUGUAUCAUUGAGAUGGGUGGCACCGAGGCCAAAGAAGAGACUGGAGAAACAGCUAGUGCAGGAGGCAUUUAUCUCAACAUUGGACUGCAGAACGGUGUAUUACUGAGAACAGUUCUAGAUACAGUGACUGGGGACUUAUCAGACACACGUACAAGGUAUCUGGGUUCUAGGCCAGUGAAACUCUUCAGAAUAUCCAUGCAGGGCUCUGAGGCUGUUCUGGCCAUGUCAAGUCGUACCUGGCUGAGCUAUACUUACCAGAGUAGGUUCCAUCUAACACCACUGUCAUACGAAAGUCUGGAGUAUGCGUCUGGCUUUGCUUCAGAACAAUGUCCAGAAGGAAUUGUAGCGAUCUCCACUAACACACUCAGAAUUUUGGCUUUGGAAAAAUUGGGGGCUGUCUUUAAUCAAGUCGCCUGGCCGCUACAGUAUACACCACGCAAGUUUAUCAUCCACCCUGAGUCAAACAACCUCAUCAUCAUUGAAACAGACCACAAUGCUUACACCGAGGAAACCAAACAGUUGCGGAAGCAGAACAUGGCUGAGGAAUUGAUAGAAGCUGCAGAUGAAGAUGAGAAAGAGUUGGCAGCAGAAAUGGCAGCUCAGUUCCUCAAUGAAGACAGACCAGAGACCAUUUUUGGAGCCCCUAAGGCAGGCCUGGGAAUGUGGGCUUCAGUUGUUCGCAUUAUCAACCCUAUCACUGGUGAAAACCUGGAGAAGAUUGCCCUCGACCAGAAUGAUGCAGCUCAUAGUGUUGCUCUAGUGAAGUUCUCAUCAAGACCAGAUGAUACCAUCCUCAUUGUGGGCAUUGCUAAAGACCUGGUGCUGAACCCCAGGUCAGUCAGUGGAGGAGAGCUUCUGACCUAUCAGGUGACUGAAAAUGGCUCAAAAUUGGAGUUGCUACAUAAAACACCUGUGGAAGAUAUCCCAGGAGCCAUCACUGCCUUCCAGGGUCGCGUCCUUAUUGGUGUUGGCAAGUUCUUACGUAUCUAUGAUCUUGGAAAGAAAAAGUUAUUGCGGAAAUGUGAAAAUAAGCACAUACCAAACUUUAUUGUGAGCAUCCACACCAUGGGCAGCCGUGUUAUCGCUGGUGACAUUCAAGAGAGUUUCCAUUUCUUGAGAUAUCGUCGGGCAGAGAACCAGCUGAUCACCUUCUGUGAUGACACCAGUCCUAGGUGGAUCACCUGCUCCUGCCUGCUGGACUACAACACAGUCGCUGGGGCAGACAAGUUUGGCAAUAUUUCAAUU